Messenger RNA from Aspergillus campestris IBT 28561, 2856 nucleotides. RefSeq names its product esterase-like activity of phytase family protein. The coding region runs from base 1 to 2856 and encodes 951 amino acids. The transcript is spliced from 7 exons. The record is from RefSeq and is a predicted model, not a curated record. Lineage: Eukaryota; Fungi; Ascomycota; Eurotiomycetes; Eurotiales; Aspergillaceae.
AUGGCAGCGACACGAACUUCCUCGCGCCAAGCCGCCCAGAAGGCGAAAGAGGCUAUUGCGGCUGCGCCGGAUACGAAGAGUCGCGGCGGAGCGGGGGCUAAACGCAAGGAGGCGGAGGAGAAGGGACCGGUGAAGAAGAAGGGAAAGAAGGACGAGAAGGCGGAGCUGGAGAAGGAGCCUAAGGAGGAGGAAGCUGCGGGGAAGGAGCCCGAGCCUGAAUCUAAGGAGGAGGAAAAGAGGGAUGAGACUACGGAGGAAGCGGAGGGACAGGCUUCGGACAAGGAGAAGGAGUCGGAGGCUGACGGAGAGGAAGAGAAGGUGAAGGGCGAGAAGGAGACGGAGGAGCCAGAGGGCGAGGGGGAGCCAGCCCAGGAGACAUCUGAGGCGGAAGCCGCUGACAACGAGGGAAAACCCGAAGCUGAAGCCAAAACGGAGGAAGAGAAGCCGGAUCAAGCCAAACCCGCCCCGUCUGACCAGGAGAAACCCAGCCAGAAGGAUGACAGCCCACCCAAGGUGCUCGAAAAAGGCAUCAUCUACUUCUUCUUCCGACCCCGAGUCAACGUCACCGACGCACAAAGCAUGGACGAAGUCGCGCGGAGCUUCAUCGUGCUCCGCCCGAUGCCCGGAACCGCCGCGCUGGACCAAAAGGAGGGACCGCUGGAAGCGGGCGCAACCUGUCGGUUACUGAUGGUUCCCAAGAAGCAGUUUCCCAAGGCCACGGGACAGCGCGAGAUGGGGUUCGUGGAAAAAGCAGGCAAUACAGUGAAGGAGGUCGAGGAGAGUCUCCUGUCGAGUGAGACGCAUGAGACCAAGACCCAAGGCGAACAAGUGACGCCGGAAGCCAAACCGUACGCUGAAGGCGUGUAUGCCAUUACACGCACCCAAAACGACUCCCGAUUGGCGUACAUCGUGACGAUCCCGGCGGAGAUGGGACCCGUUCAAGAGGAGUUCGGUCUGGAGGCACAGGGUGGGUGGAUUGUGCAGUCGAAGAAUCCUAGAUUUCCUGGGCCGGCGAAUGCGCCAAAGCAGAACCCGGAGUAUCCCCAAAGUGUGGAGGACAAGUUCCAGGAUCACCGGUGGAUCCCUCUGGAACCCGAAUUGAUCGACUAUGCACACGCACAGUUUGUGCUGAUCGGCCAUACACAUCGCGAACCCGGUCAGGACCUGAAACAGAUGGAAGAGGAAAACGAGACUCGAGAGACGCCACCAUCUAUCAAGACCUGGGCGUUCACGCGAAAGAAUACCCAGCAGCAAUGUAGAAUCCUCUCUUCUUCGGAAAUCAAUCUCACUAUGAAGUGGCUCACCGGGUUCGUUGCUUUUGCCGGUCUGACAGGCGCCCUCUCGUCUCAUCCGCGCGCCGCCGUCAACCAGACCACUUGCGCCGGCACCACCUAUCGCUACACGGGGCUGGAGGGAUACGGUCGCUUACCAUCGAAUGCCCGUGACAAAUACGGCGACACCAUCGGAGGCAUUGGCAGCUCCAUCGCGUUCGAUCCGGUCUCGUGGCAGCGUACUGCGCCCAACUCCUACGAGGGCACCGUCUACUGCCUCCCAGACCGAGGGUGGAACACAAACGGCACAAUCAACUUCCAAUCCCGCAUCCAGAAAUUCCACCUCACCCUCCACCUAACUCCCAACGCCACAGCCCAGCACCCAUCCAAACCCAACAUCCGCCUCCAAUACAAAGACACAAUCCUCCUAACAGACCCCAACAACAAGCCCCUAACCAGCCUCGACCCGGACAUCACCAACUCCGCCCACUACGACGGCUUCCCACCCCUCCCAGCAUCAACCUACCCAGGCGACGGCUUCGGCGGCCCCGGCGCAGGCGGGAAGCGCGUCUCCGUAGACCCAGAAGGCCUCGCCCUCCACCACCAGCAAGACGGCAGCCUCUCCUUCUGGGUCUCCGACGAAUACGGACCCUACGUCUACCGGUUCAGCGAGCAGGGCCGCAUGGAGCACGCCAUCCAGCCGCCCGCGGCAUACCUCCCGCGCCGAAACGGCACCCUCAGCUUCAACGCCGCCAGUCCCCCGCUCCAUGACCCGGAGAACAUGCCUAUGCCUGAGGACCCCGCCUCCGGCCGCAGCAAUAACCAGGGUUUUGAGGCACUGACGCUCUCGCCGGACGGCCGCACCCUCUACACUAUGGUUCAGUCUGCUCUGGCGCAGGAGGGCGGGCCAGACGAUGAGACGAACCAGCCUGUUCGGCUGCUCGAGUACGAUAUCUCUUCUUCUGCGCAGCAGCCGCAGCUGAAACACGAAUACGCUGUUCUCUUACCCCGGUAUACCAACGCCAAAGGAGACAGCCUCGUGGCCGCCCAGUCUGAGAUCCACCAUCUCCCCCAUCCCGGCCCCAGCAGCAGCAGCAAAAGCUUUCUCAUCCUAUCCCGCGACUCCGACGCCGGCCACGGCCAGUCCGAUUCGCGAUCCAUCUACCGACACGCAGACAUCUUCUCCAUCACAGACGAGACGACCAAUCUGCGGGGGAAAUACGACGGCGCGACGGCGGCGAUCGCUUCGUCGGAGGGUGUGCUGCACGACGACAUCACGCCUGCUCAGUACUGCCCGUUUAUCGAUUAUAAUCUCGAUGCCGAGCUGGCUAGGUUCGGGCUGCAUAAUGGGGGUCCGCAGGAUGAGUAUCUGCUGAAUGAGAAGUGGGAGAGUUUGGCGCUGCUGCCGGUGGAUCCGGAUCAGGGGAGUGGUGGUGGUGGUCGCAGGGAGUAUUUGCUGUUUAGUUUUAGUGAUAAUGAUUUUAUGACGCAGGAUGGCUACAUGAAUUUCGGCGACUUCAAGUACGCUGAUGAAUCGGGAUACAACAUUGACAGCCAGAUGUUGGUCUUCCGAGCGGUAUUCUAG